This is a messenger RNA of Porites evermanni, 778 nucleotides long. The record is from the annotation of a GenBank genome assembly. Lineage: Eukaryota; Metazoa; Cnidaria; Anthozoa; Scleractinia; Poritidae.
AUGGGGCUGGAAACAUAUCUGAGAAACACUGAUGAUGCUCUGUUCCAAUUAGUACUCCAACAUGAGACCAAAAAGAAGCUUUACGCCAUCCAAAAAGAGGCAGAGAAAUUCAGAAGAGAAUUUGAGGUACCAAACCUCGAUAGGGCAACAAAUGAACGAGUUACUAAGUUUGCUAGGAGGGUAAAACAGAGGGUAAAGCAACAGGCCCAAGAUAUAGAAGUGAAGCAGUGGGAAGAAAGAGAACUACGAAUAUACACGGAAGAUACCCCAAAAGAAAAAGGGAAGCAGAUGUUGACCACUAUAAAACCAACCAGUGGCUCAGAAGUACGGGACUGAAAGCUGAGACAGAGGGACUAGUGAUAAUUGCAGCCAAGGGCCAGAGCCUCCCUGCCAAGUCUUGUUUUGCAAGGAUUGUGAAGGACGACACCAUUCCACUGUACCGGAUAUGCCACAAGCACGAAGAAACAGUAGAUCACAUCAUAUCUGGCUGUCCCCGAACUUGCAAAAACUGACUCAGUAUCUAGAGAGGCAAAAUAAGGCGGCUGCAUAUAUCCAUUGCAAGGCGUGCCAGCAUUACAGUAUUGAAGUCCCACAGAGGUGGUAUGAACACAAGCCCGAGACGGUUACCGAAAACGAAGAAGUCACAAUUCUUUGGGAUAUGCAGAUACAUACGGAUAGGAAACUGUCCGCGAACAAACCUGAUAAAGUGAUCAAGGACCAUGCCAACCGGUGUUGCAAACAUAUAGAUGUAUCGGUACCAUCCGACGGAAACACCUAG